Messenger RNA from Monoraphidium neglectum, 789 nucleotides. RefSeq lists its product as hypothetical. Bases 1 to 789 code for a protein of 262 amino acids. Gene Ontology annotation, biological process: intracellular signal transduction; mitotic cell cycle. Gene Ontology annotation, molecular function: histone H3T3 kinase activity. The record is from RefSeq and is a predicted model, not a curated record. NCBI's taxonomy places the organism in Eukaryota, Viridiplantae, Chlorophyta, Chlorophyceae, Sphaeropleales, Selenastraceae. Gene Ontology annotation, cellular component: nucleus; cytoplasm. The transcript is spliced from 6 exons.
AUGUGCGGCGAGCGGCUUGACAGCGUGACGUCAGCGUUCGUGCGCACCUGCCGCGUCGGCGUGUGCCGCGGCAAGUACCCCAAGGCCCUGGUCAAGGCCUGGAAGGCCUGGGACAAGGCCCACACCUCGGAGAACGACGCCCUGGAGGGCCUGCCCGCGGGGCAGCUCUUCUGCGUGCUGGCGAUGGAGGAGGCGGGCCGCGACCUGGAGGCGUACCGCAUCAGCAGCUUCCACCAGGCCCGCAGCGUGCUGCUGCAGAUCACGCUGGCGCUCGCUGUGGGCGAGGAGGCGCUGGGCUUUGAGCACCGGGACCUGCACUGGGGCAACGUGCUGCUGCGCGCGGCGCCCAGCCUGACCACCAGCUGCCGGCUGCGCGGCAUGGACGUCAGCGUGCAGACGCAGGGCGUGCUCGCGACGCUGAUCGACUUCACCGCGUCGCGGCUGCAGACGCCGGCCGGCGACGUCGCCUUCUGUGACCUGUCUGCCGACCCCGAGCUCUUCCGGGGGCCUAAGGGCAACUGCCAGGCUGACACCUACCGUCGAAUGCUCAAGCUCACGCGCGGCCAGUGGGCCGCCCCCCACCCCGCCACCAACACCCUGUGGCUGCACUACAUGGCCGACACCAUGCUCAACGCCAAGGCCCCCGCCGGCGCCGGCUGGCGCGCCGACGAGCGGCGCGCGCUGCGCGACUUCCGGCGGCGCGCGGCCGGGUACGGCAGCUGCCAGGAGGCAAUUUGGGACGAGCUGUUCGAGGGGCUGUGGGUGGCGCAGGCGCGGGACGGGGCGUGA